GGACUUCCGGUGUGACGUCGUCCGUGUUCGGCGAAGAUGGCGGCGUCCUGUGUGCGGACCGUGGGAUCCUUUCUGGGAAAAUGUGGCAACUGCAGCUCGAACAUGAACGCAGUCACGUCGCAUUUGAGCCGCCAGGUGCUGAGUCGGCAGAUCUGCGUGAGCUCGGCGCUCCACAGGAAGAACCUGGCGGCCGCAGGACCGGAGAAGUUCACAAUGGAGUUCGUCCAGAAACAGGUGGAGGAGUUCAACAUCGGGAAGCGACACCUGGCCAACAUGAUGGGAGAAGACCCAGAGACCUUCACUCAGGAGGACAUAGACAGGAGCAUCGCCUACCUCUUCCCCUCUGGCCUGUUUGAAAAGAGAGCCAGGCCCCUCAUGAAGCAUCCAGAAGAAGUAUUUCCAAAGCAGAGAGCUAUCCAGUGGGGAGCGGACGGCCGGCCUUUCCACUUCCUGUUUUACACGGGCAAACAGUCGUACUACUCCCUGAUGCAUGAGACUUAUGCUAAAGUCUUGAACAUCGAGAAGCACCAAGAUCGUCUGAGAGCGAAGGGACUCUUCUCCCAGGACACCAAGCCCAUGUCUCUGGGCACCAGCAGGUGGCUCAUCAAGGAGGAGCUGGAAGAGCUGCUGGUGGAGACCAUCUCAGAUUACGAUUAUACGCGUUUCAUCCAGCUGAUGGAGCGCCUGCUGUCGCUGCCCUACUGCAGCACAGAGGAGGAGUUUGUGCUGCGUUACCGACGGCAACUGGAGGUCCAGUCCAGGAAGCAAAUGGUACCACCGCUCCAGAGGGACGAGAGGGGUGUCGCCUUCAGCACUGCUGAGGGCUGGAGGAAGACGUCAAAGUCCUCGGUGAUCCUGAGAGACAGCGGCUCAGGACGCAUCAGCAUCAACGGCACCGACUACCUGCACUACUUCCCCGUACUGCAGGACAGGGAGCAGCUGAUGUUCCCGCUGCAGUUCAUGGGGCUGCUGGGCCGCUUCGACCUGGACGCCACAGUGAGCGGUGGUGGGCGGUCCGGCCAGGCGGGGGCGCUGCGGCUUGCCAUCUCCCGCGCCCUGCUCAGCUUCCUGUCUGAGGGAGAUGUGGAGCACAUGAGGCAAGCUGGCCUGCUGACUCCUGACCCGAGGGUGAGAGAGAGGAAGAAGCCGGGCCAGGAGGGAGCACGCAAGAAGUUUACCUGGAAGAAGCGCUGAGGACAAAGAGGAGUGGGACCUGGCAGGAUGAAAAUAAUCUCAUCUGAGCUAAAAUACAGAGCCUUCAGAGUGACUUGUCUCACUGAUUUGCCCCUGUUUGAAUUGGGGCAGGUCUUGUGAAACCAUCCCAACACACUCUCCUGCCCUCAUUAGUACAGCUGAGCUCUGGAGCUGAAUAUCUCUGCAGUGUGCUUUUCCAGCCACCAGAGGGCAGUCUGUGUCAAGGAAUGGAUGAAAACGGUGAUUAUGUGUUAUGUGUCAAUCAUUAAAUUAAGUUUUUGCUAUUAAAAAAAAAAAGACACUGUUGAAAUUGUUGUUUUAUGAUGCCUACAGUGGUUUAGUCUUGUGGAAACUGUUGUCAUUUGUUCUCAAAAACACGUUUGAGGUUUGAGUCCCAUUGUUGAACAUAUCAUUUAUGUUCAUUGUUGUCUCUGAUGUCAACAUUUUAGACAGACUAUUUUUGAUUUGGACCUACUUUAUAUACCAAAGGCAUGUCUGCGGGUUUGAGGAAGACAGUUUUACAUUUUAAUUACAUAGAAAAAUAUGAGAAUGAAGAUGUAUAUUACAAGAGAAUGAAGUAUGCUUGGUUGGGUUCCAUGAAGUCCAGUUUGCAUU
Molecule: messenger RNA, 1809 nt
Organism: Myripristis murdjan (pinecone soldierfish)
Lineage: Eukaryota; Metazoa; Chordata; Actinopteri; Holocentriformes; Holocentridae
Gene: mrps9
Product: mitochondrial ribosomal protein S9
Exons: 11
Coding region: 37-1194 (385 amino acids)
Biological process (GO): translation
Cellular component (GO): mitochondrial small ribosomal subunit; ribosome
Molecular function (GO): structural constituent of ribosome; RNA binding
Source: RefSeq, a predicted model, not a curated record